UUGAAAUGGUUACAUGUCGAAAAUUCGGAAGGUCACUUCUUGACGAAUCUGAUGCGUUUUAUGAUUUUUUAUGUGCGCCUUGUUCCGACAACGGUAAAAAUGUUGAAGCUUUGUUUCAAUGUAUUGACUGUCAAGUUCUCUAUUGUAAUAAAUGUGUGACAGGUCACAACAAAUAUUCGAAAAACCACAACAUAGUUGAUAGCAAGUCGAAACUAUUCGGACAAGCCCAAAGACAUCCGAAGACAUUUGCCAACAGUGGGCUGCCGACGGAUUUAUGCGAGGAGCAUCACGGAGAAGUGAUCAAGAUGUUCUGUGGACAACAUGAUAUGGUAUGCUGUACUGUUUGUAUUGCUGUGAAACAUAGGUCCUGUGAUGGUGUAUACUAUAUCCCAAACAUUGCCAAAGAUCUUUUAAAGAGGCAGGACAAUUACAACACUAAAACAUCUUUGGAGAAGGUAAAAGUUGCUUUGCAAAAUUUGAAGUCCAAAAUGCAGGAUGAUAUGAAACAGUUGAGUAAUCAACGUGAUAGUAUACUUGAUGAAAUAGAAAAGUUUAAGAAAGACCUGAUCAGAAAAGUGGAAGAGUUGGCGAAGGCAUCAAUUAAAGAGGUACAGGAAAAGUACAAAAAUAUUUUUGAAGGCAUAAACGCCUGCAGCAAGAACAUAGGACAUAUUCUAGAAGAUGUAGACAAAUGA
Mercenaria mercenaria is the source of this 695-nucleotide messenger RNA. Its product is annotated as tripartite motif-containing protein 66-like. Gene Ontology annotation, molecular function: ubiquitin-protein transferase activity; zinc ion binding. NCBI's taxonomy places the organism in Eukaryota, Metazoa, Mollusca, Bivalvia, Venerida, Veneridae. The coding region runs from base 6 to 695 and encodes 229 amino acids. The transcript has 2 exons. Gene Ontology annotation, cellular component: chromatin; nucleoplasm. The record is from RefSeq and is a predicted model, not a curated record. Gene Ontology annotation, biological process: positive regulation of DNA-templated transcription.